AUGAAACAAGAUUUCUCAUACGUUGGAACUCCCUCGGGCAGCGACGAUCCGUCGUGCGUCUGCCACUUCAGAUAUCCUACCCGAUUCCCCAAGCUCGAAGCUGUCGUGUGCGGCCCAGAGACAGGCCAGAUCCGCGAGCUGCACCAGGACGAAACCCAGCUAGACGUGACCUUCGAUGCAGUCGGCAACCGAAUGCUCAUCAACGAGCACUACCCCAAUCCCGUCAACCGCUGCAUGUCGGUCGACGUCAGCCUGAUCCUCAAAGCCAAGUACGUGCAGUUCGUGAACCUUGAGGGUCUCUCCGACCACUCCCUGCUCCUCACCUUGCGGAUCGGACGCACCGCCUCGGCCGUGAGGGGCAACAAGAUGAUCCUGAAGGAGAAAGUGCGCGGCUUCUUCGAGUGUCCGCCCUACAUGCGCCUAUUCGAGGAUGUGUACGAGUGCCGCUGGCCGGAGAAGUUCAUCCAGAUCCGUUUGCCCGAGAAACGAUGCAAGCGCUGGAAGACGGUGGCGCUGAUCCUCAAGGCGUUCAACCAGAUUACCUCGGAGAACUACUGUCAGAUGGCGGGGAUGAUGAUGACACCUCGGGUCGGGGGCUUGGAUGUGCGUGCCAUUCAGAGGGAGAUCAAAGCCAGGAAGGAGAAAGGCAAGGGACUGAAUAAGGUCCGCCGUCAGGAGCCUGUCUCGGCGAGAUACAAAGUUGCACUGAACGACGCGGACAGGAUCGAGCGCGUUAACCAGGCAUAUGCAGUGCAUCUCAUGGCUUUCAUCAAUUCCUCCCCGUUCACUCCGCGCGAGUAUAACGACAGGCUCUCUUGA
Molecule: messenger RNA, 819 nt
Organism: Aspergillus japonicus CBS 114.51
Lineage: Eukaryota; Fungi; Ascomycota; Eurotiomycetes; Eurotiales; Aspergillaceae
Exons: 2
Coding region: 1-819 (272 amino acids)
Source: RefSeq, a predicted model, not a curated record